GGCGCACUACGCACCUCCUCCUCUCAUUCUUUUCAAAACUUUCCAGCUCCUCGAGGUCUGGACCUAUGCGCUCUACGCACUUUGCGUAUUCAAGUUUUCUUCUCUUUCUCUCUCUUUCUCUCAGUGGUUAAAUCUGCGUUGACUGAGAUAAUACACCCCUGCUUGUUUUCUCUCUCUUUCUCUCUCUCUCCUCUCCUCGAGAAACCGAUAGAUUUGUACAUCUAUACAUCUAUACGUUUAUAAAGUCCCAAAGUUGUUAUAAUUUCGCCGGAAUUCUUUGCCCGCCGUUCACCGCAGAGCUUCUCAGAUGAUAUACGGUAAACCCAUCGGAUAAGUUAUUCAAGGUUGCGUUAUUUUGAGUAGAAGGUAUUAUUCUUUAAACCUGAUUUGGGAAUUAGGGUUUGAAAACAUUAGGGUUUUUUGAGCUGAUAUUUCUGGGUUUGGUUGUAUUUCUGGAUUAGAAAUGGUGGUUUUUAGAUAUUUAUCCGAUGACGACGAUUGUUAUGUGUUCAGAUGAAAUUAGGGCCUUUUUGAGCUCCAUAUUUGUCUGGUUAUCUGUUUUUUGGUUAAAUUAUUGAGAUCAGUAGCUGGAGCUGAGCUGGUGUUAUUGUGAAAGAUGGGGAAAUACUAGGGUUUUUGAAGUUCUCUGUCUUCUUUGGUGCCAUGCUCUUUGUUACGAUAAUUGGUUUUGUAUAUAAUUUACAUAUGGAGGUAUUUAGAUCGGUGGCUGAUGGUGAUUUGUGAUGUAGGUGGGUGUUUUUGUGGAUGAUCUGUUUUUGGUAUUCUUGGUUGUUUAUGUGGAUUCAUUAUGAAGAGACUGAGGUCCAGUAAUGAUCUUGACUCAUUGGGAGAAAAGGGUGUUUGUAAAGAUUUGGUAAGGAGGGAGGAGGAGCUACCUUUGCAUCGUUCUUCUCCUCACCGGAGCUUCUAUUACAAGUCUGAAAAUGGGAGGAAGGGUUUAUCUCAUUCGUCUUCUCGGUAUGACAGGAUAGAAGAUGACCGUGAGCUUUCGAGGCCAUUAAGAAAGCGGUCGGAUUAUGAUGUGGACAGUUAUGAGAGGAGGAAGAACUAUGAUCGAUAUAGGGAUGGUAGUGAUAGGGGGGUUUUGAGCUCUUCACCGCGGAGUGGCCCGAGUGGGUAUGGUGCACAUAGGAUUCAUCGGUCUGAUAGUUUUUCUGCUCCGAGGAGGGAGUUUCCAAAGAGGUUUAGAUCGGAAAGGGAUCGUUCCCGGCGAGAGGGGAGUGAUUCUUCAUGGCGGAGGCUUGGUGGCACAAAAGAUGUCGAAGAAGGUACAAGAAGUGGUGGUGAGUCAGGUAAAGGAAGUAGAGUUGCAUCAGAUGAUACAGGGAAAGUGAGAUCUCCACAGGCAUUGAGAGAGGCCACGUCACCACCCUGGUCGAAGGACUCUGGCAGUGAGCAAUCGAAGAGUAUUGAUGUGAAAAAGAGUGAGGAUUUGCCGGUAGAGAGUGGCAAUAGUAGUGAAAUGGAGGAAGGGGAGCUGGAACCAGAACCAGAACCAGAACCGGCAGCUGAACCAGUUUCUGUAUUCAAGCAUGUAGCUGAAGAUCAAGCUUCAGUUGGGUUGAAUUCAAAUCAGGAGCUUGAGAGCAAGGAUUAUGCUGAGGAAAAGUCACCUUUUAAAGGAAAGGCGGAGCUCAAUAAAUUGUGUGUUAGUGAGGAGAGAGAAGAAGUUGUGCCAUCAGAGGCUGUUACACCUGUGGGGAGGCAAGUUGACAAGUUACCAGAUUGCCAGAACUCUCCAGUCCCCGAGACAAGCUGCAACAGAGGUGUAAUGGAAACCACAACAGAUAGUGAAGUUGGCAAGGAUGAAGAGUAUGCCAGGGAAAAUAGCGGAUGUAUGGAAAAAGAAACUAAUACAUUUGCAGAAAUGUCACAGCCUUCAGAAUAUGAACAAAAGAAAGACAAUGGUAUAGAUCUUGAAGUCAAGGUGGAGGAUAUCGAUAUGCCUGAAGCAAGUAAAGGGUCUGGUGAGGGAAGUGGAGCACCUGGUGGUGUUUCUUCACUGCUGGUAACAGAGGAAUUAACCCGAAAUUUCAAGGAUAAGGGUAAAUGUGUGGCUCUUUCACCCACUAAUGCCAUUGAUUCUGCGAAUGAUGGUUUGAGGAUUGAAAGAGAAUCGAAAGGCCUCUUAGCUUGCAGGGACAACGAUGUGGGAGAACCAAGUACCAGAGGCUUUGAGUUCUUCUUGACCGAUUCUAUUAAAAAGCCGGAGAAAGUAAACCAAUCAGAUCAGAACAAGCUGAAAGAUGAAAAGCUGGCACUUGAACUUUCUCUUAGCUUACCUAACAUUUUAUUACCUAUUGGUUCCCAUAACACCACCCAAGCUCCUGGUUCCCCCUGUCAUACGAGGAGUGUUCAAUCCUUUUCAAGCACAUUUCUCACGAAUUCUGAUGGAUUUACUGCAUCAAUGUCCUUUUCAGGUUCUCAACACUUCACCCACAACCCUAGCUGUUCCUUGACACACAAUUCGUUUGACAAUAAUGAACAGUCUGUUCAUAGUCGCCCCUUAUUCCAGGGAGUGGAUUGGCAAGGUCUGUCUUCAAAUGGAAACCAAGAACUUCCAAUUCAUCAAAUAUUAUCGAUGAGCGAAAACGGCAUCUAUCAUCAAUCUCAAGCAUCUCAAGGUAUUUCAAAUGGUCAAGCUGCACAAGUACAAAAUCUUAGAGAUGUAGAAAAGGGAAGCUCUAGAAUGCCAAUUAGAUUGGAUCGGCAGUUGAGUAUUCAUAAACACUUGUCAGGAGCACAUUCGGGGCAUCAAAAUGAUGUUCGAUCUGCUUCACUUAGUGUUGGGUCUCGUGAAACUGGUUCAGAAUAUGGUAAAAACAAGAAACAGUUAGUUAAGGAGAGGAGUGGCGGUGGUUUAUGUAAGAGCAAUAAUCAAGAUGAGAAAGAGCGACUGUUGGCUGUUGGAACUGAAUUUGUCGAGCCAAUAAUCAACAUGAUUGUCUCUGAACCACUACACGAGAUGACUAGGAGAUUCAAUGAAAUGACCGGACAAUCUGUUGCAUGUUUAAAAGAAUCUGUCUGUGAGAUCAUUUUGAGUACAGGUAAGCAGUGGCAACUACGUGCUUUUCAGAAAGCACUGCGAAGCAGGUCGGACAUCACCUUGGAGAUGCUUCUGAAGGCCCAUCGAGCUCAGCUGGAAAUCUUGGUUGCUUUGAAAACUGGUCUUCAAGAAUUUCUUCAGCAAAAUUAUGAUAUAUCAUCUUCUGAUUUGGCAGAGAUCUUUCUGAACUUAAGAUGUAGAAAUCUCAGUUGUCGGAAUCUUUUGCCCGUGGAUGAAUGUGAUUGCAAAGUUUGUGCCCAAAAGAAUGGUUUCUGCAGUGCUUGCAUGUGUCUUGUAUGCUCCAAGUUUGACAUGGCAUCUAAUACAUGUAGUUGGGUUGGAUGUGACUUAUGUCUACAUUGGUGCCAUGCAGAUUGUGGGUUGCGGGAAUCUUAUAUUAGAAAUGGACGUAGCGACACAGGGGAUGGAGUAACAACAGAGAUGCAGUUUCAUUGUGUUGCCUGUGAUCAUCCUUCUGAGAUGUUUGGGUUUGUGAAGGAAGUUUUUCAAAAUUUUGCAAAGGAAUGGACAAGGGAAACUCUUUCCAAGGAACUUGAAUAUGUAAGAAAAGUUUUUUGUGCCAGUGAGGAUGUGAGAGGGAAACAACUUUACGAGAUUGCAAUUCAGAUGCUGUCAAGAUUGGUGAAUAAGUCUGACCUUCAAGAAGUUCAAAAUCAUAUUAUGGGUUUCCUUAUGGGAAGUGAUUCCUUAAAGUCUGGCAACACACACCUUGUGUCUGUGAAGAAACAAUCCAUAAAGAAUCUUGGAGAAAGCAGCAAUGGUAUUGCAGGGUCCAGCCAAGAAGCUGCGUGGGUAAAAUCCAUGUAUGCAGAAAAGUCUCCUCAAGUGGAAAAGGCUGCUAAUAUACCUACUAAAUUUGAUCCCACCCAGAGUGGUAUACACUCACUGAACUCAGAUUUACAAAGGAGUGCUCGAAAAGAACCUGUUUUUGAUGAAUUGGAGAGCGUUGUGAGAAUCAAACAGGCAGAGGCCAAAAUGUUCCAAGCACGUGCUGAUGAUGCACGAAGAGAAGCUGAAGGUUUAAAGCGCAUUGCAACUGCUAAAAAUGAAAAAAUUGAAGAGGAAUAUAUGAGUCGAAUCACAAAAUUGCGUUUGUCUGAGGCUGAGGAACUGCGCAAGCAAAAAUUUGAGGAGCUCCAGGCUAUAGAAAGAGCUCAUCAGGAAUACUUGAAGAUGAAGACAAGGAUGGAAGCAGAUAUUAAAGACAUGAUGUUGAAAAUGGAAGCUACAAGAAGGAAUCUUUCUAUGUGAUUAAGCAGCAGGUUCUUUCUUCAGUGCCCUCAGCACCUCUGGUAAUCUUACCUUUUGACCCUCGUGCCUAUUGUAUCUCGUGUUGUAAGAAUAGACUCCACUUUGUGUUCUCUUAUUUGUAGAUGUAUCUUCCAAUGUAGUGCCCUUUUUAUUUUUGUGCUGCUAACCUUAAUCUGUACAGGGACUUCUCCAUCUCUUUAUUGACAGAAGUUUCCAGUUAUAGACAUCAGUCUAGACUCAGUUAGGAAGGCCAUAGGUCCAAUAUGCUUUGGGGGUGAUUGUUGGCAUCCAGUUUCGUAUAGAAACUUGGCAGUGGUCUUUGAUGGAUAAACAAACUAUUAGUUUUUAUUGGGCAUAAAUUGAUAUGUAGUUAUUUAUUAUUUGUGAGGAACUCUGAUGAAUCUACCUAAUGGAGGACAAUAUUCAAAAAUUUUGCACCAAAAUGAGUUUACGAUAGUUUUUACUCUUCUUUUUGGUGGG
Ilex paraguariensis (yerba mate) is the source of this 4819-nucleotide messenger RNA. The record is from the annotation of a GenBank genome assembly. Lineage: Eukaryota; Viridiplantae; Streptophyta; Magnoliopsida; Aquifoliales; Aquifoliaceae.